This is a messenger RNA of Schistocerca nitens (vagrant locust), 939 nucleotides long. RefSeq names its product organic cation transporter protein-like. Gene Ontology annotation, molecular function: transmembrane transporter activity. Gene Ontology annotation, cellular component: membrane. The record is from RefSeq and is a predicted model, not a curated record. NCBI's taxonomy places the organism in Eukaryota, Metazoa, Arthropoda, Insecta, Orthoptera, Acrididae. The transcript has 7 exons. Bases 1 to 939 code for a protein of 312 amino acids. Gene Ontology annotation, biological process: transmembrane transport.
AUGUAUGACCGAACUGGUGCGCAUGCGCAGGAGGGUUGGUCCGGCUUGGCUGCGUGGGGGCAGAGCGCGUUCUUCGCGGGCUGCGUGCUGGGCACGCUGUCGCUGGGCGCGGUGGCGGACCGCGCGGGCCGCCGGCUGGCGCUGCUGGUGGCGUGGAUGCUGGCCGCCGCGGGCAACGCGCUCGCCGCCGCCGCCCACGCGCCGCCGCUCUUCGUGCUGGGCCGCGCCGUCGCCGGGCUCGCCACCGACACCAACUUCUUCAUGAUGUACAUCCUCGUGAUGGAGUACAUGGGAGAGCGGUGGCGCACGGCGGGCUUGAACGCGACGGUGGGCGCGUUCUACGGAGUGGGGCCGCUGCUCUUCCUGCUGCUGCCCGAGAGCGCCCGCUGGCUGCUGCAGGCGGGCCGCCCGCAGCGCGCCGCCGCCUGCUACCGCUCCGUCGCCGCCGCCAACGGCAGGCUGCGCCACCUGCCGCACGACCUCGUCGAGCGCCUGCAGGAAAUGUCGUACAAAAUCACAGCAGAAGCCGCUGAGACCUCAGCCAGCGUGUUUGGCCUGCUCAAGACGCCUGUCCUGCGCCGAAGAACAUUAAUCCUCGUCUUCAAAUCGAUGGUGCUGACGCUCUGCUACGACGCGACGUGGCGCGACGUGAAUGACCUCGGCUUCCCCGCGACGGUCGUCUUCUCGGCCAGCGCCGCCACCAUUCUGCCGGCCUGCCUCAUCAUCCUCUGGCUGCAGGAUCGUGUGGGCCGCAAGGCGCUGUCGGCGGGCGCGCUGUCGCUGUGCGCCGCUGCCGUGGCGCUGCCAGACGUUAAGCCGGGGCCCGCCGCUGCGCUCGCGCUGGCGCUACUGUCGCGCCUCGCCAUCAACGUCGCCUACAAUGCCGCCACGCAGUACGCUGCCGAGCUGCUGCCUACGCAGAGCUAUGCUAGACAGUAG